Messenger RNA from Pieris macdunnoughi, 1455 nucleotides. Lineage: Eukaryota; Metazoa; Arthropoda; Insecta; Lepidoptera; Pieridae. The record is from the annotation of a GenBank genome assembly.
AUGCCUCUAUCGUGUAAGAGACAUUUUAGGGAGUAUUGUAAAAAUUGCACAUUUGCCGGACUUGCAUUGAUUGCCGAUGAUACAAAGCAUUGGACUGAACGAUGGUUUUGGGUAGCACUAGUGGUGCUCUCGUGGUACGGUUCUGGGCUAUUAGUACAAUCAGCAUGGACUGCAUUUGUCAGCAAUCCCAUAAGCUUUGGGGUGGAAACGACAUACACUGAUUGGGAUACAAAGAUGCCCGCUGUUUAUAUAUGUGAAACUUCUAACGAUAAUAGGAUCUAUGAUGUUGCGGAUACAAUCUGGACGCCCGAUCACUUACUCGAUCUAGAGGAUGUUAUGAAAGACAUUGUAUACUUCCGUGGUGCCGCUUUCAACUUAGUUAAUGUGUGUGUCCAAUCGAAAAAUCCAGAUCCGAAAUGCCCUUUCUCCAACUACAGCUAUUACGUGAACCUCGUGAGAAGUACUUGCCCGGAACUCCUUAUAAACUGCUUAUUUGAUAAGAAAGAGUUUGAUUGCUGCAAAUAUUUUGUGCCCAUACACACGGAUAUGGGAACUUGUUUUGCCUUAAAUUCUGUUCAAGUUAAGAAUCCCAUCCUAUACCCAAUGGUUUUUAACGUGACGCAAAAAGAAGGCGUUCUUAAAUUUGAGACUCUAUUGAAUACGAUGUUAUACACUCUUGGCGAGGACGAGGUACCUACUGUCACCACGCUUACGUCAUCAACGCUGAAAUUAGUGCUUGGGAAAAAUUAUCAGCGUCAAGUAGUAGUGAAGAACAUUGAAAACGAUCCUUUAACUGUGGAAACAACUCCUGCGCAGAGAGCUUGUCGUUUCUCCUAUGAAAAUGAUAAUGGACUAUAUCCUUUAUACUCUUACAGCACGUGCACCGUGCUAUGUCGCAAACGAGAACAAAUGAAGCUUUGCGGAUGCACUGAUCAUUUUAUGAUUGGAUCUGAUGAAUCAAAAAUGUGCAAUGCAAGUGGUUUGCUUUGUCUCCAUCGUCAUUUUAGUCAGUUGACAACUCUGAAGCCGCGUUGGGCAGGGAGACGGCCUGGUUUAGUUUGUGACUGUCUACCUUCAUGUGAUGAAACUGAGAUUACUAUCAUAAAAGACGCUGUUACGUCUGCCGGACGUGCUCGAAAAAAAAGAAUAGCAGUAGAGUUAAAAAUGGCCUAUUUACCAACUGAGAGGUUUAAAAGAAACGUGGUUAGAAGUCGCCUUGACUUAGUUGUUUCGAUUGGUGGCGCUGCUGGACUCUUUGUCGGUGCUAGUUUGUUGAGUUUCGUCGAACUAAUUUUUUUCUUUACAAUACGACUCUUGGAUAAUAUUUAUUUGGAAAAACGCAAGAAAAAAGAAAGAACUUCUGUCAGGAAUUUGAAAACUUUCCAACCAGCUAUGCCGAGGAGUACAAGGAGGUUUUAUUCGCAGAGAAGCAAUUUAAUAACUUUUAGACCUUAA